Camelina sativa (false flax) is the source of this 1907-nucleotide messenger RNA. Lineage: Eukaryota; Viridiplantae; Streptophyta; Magnoliopsida; Brassicales; Brassicaceae. The record is from RefSeq and is a predicted model, not a curated record.
CUCUUUAUACCAAACAACCUCCACCAUGUUUAUGUGAGAUAGCCACGAGUCCUUCUUCUUAUUUUACACGCCGUGUCGGCAAAGCCUUCCUUCCUCCUCGUCACUUCUCUCUGACGCUUGUCGUCACACUUUUUUUUAAAAACCAAAGAUUAAUUAAACCGAACCGAAGAAACGGUGCGUUUUAGCCUCACCGGCACCGGAAAAAAAAACAAACAUGAGGAAGGAGGUGUUGCCGCCGGUUCUCUCAACCACCACCACAGUCUGCUUCGAGAAGAAGCCAUUAAUUGCUACAUUGUUAGCUCUCUCUCUCGUCAUGAUUAUCUGGAACCUUCCUCCUUACUACCACAACCUCAUCUCCACCGCUCGUCCCUGCUCCGCCGUCAUCACCACAACCACCACCACCAACGUACUCUCCUCAUCCAACUUCACUACCUCUCUCUCCACCACACCGGCGACCACGACUAAUUUCACCACCUCCCUCUCAACCACAACAACAACUACAGCUGCUUCUCAGAAGUACGAUUCAAAGCCCUCAGAUCCGAACAAACGAGUUUUCCAACCCUUCGGUAACGCGGCGGCGCUUUUCGUACUUAUGGGAGCUUACCGCGGCGGUCCGACGACGUUUUCCGUCAUCGGACUCGCAUCGAAGCCGAUCCACGUCUUCGGGAAACCAUGGUACAAGUGUGAGUGGGUAUCCAACAACGGAACCUCGAUUCGAGCUAAAGCACAGAAGAUUCUACCGGAUUGGGGAUACGGACGAGUCUACACCGUCGUCGUCGUCAAUUGCACUUUCAAUUCAAACCCUAACUCCGAUAACACCGGAGGUAAACUCAUUCUCAACGCUUACUACAACGAAUCCCCCAAACUCUUCGAACGAUUCACUACCUUAGAGGAAUCAGCCGGAAUCUACGACGAAUCUAAAUACUCGCCGCCGUAUCAGUACGAUUACCUCUACUGUGGCUCGUCGUUGUACGGUAACGUGAGCGCUUACCGUAUGAGAGAGUGGAUGGCUUACCACGCUUGGUUCUUUGGUGAUAGAUCGCAUUUUGUUUUCCACGAUGCUGGUGGAGUGUCUCCAGAAGUUAGGAAGGUUCUUGAGCCGUGGAUCCGAGCUGGGAGGGUUACGGUUCAGGACAUUAGGGAUCAGUCUCAGUAUGAUGGUUACUACUAUAAUCAGUUCCUUAUUGUUAAUGAUUGCUUGCAUCGGUAUCGAUACGCUGCGAAUUGGACCUUCUUCUUUGAUGUUGAUGAGUAUAUCUAUUUGCCGCAUGGGAAUACACUUGAAUCUGUGCUUGACGAGUUCUCGGUUAAUACUCAGUUUACGAUUGAGCAGAAUCCAAUGUCUAGUGUUCUUUGCUUAAACGACUCCUCUCAAGAUUACCCCAGGCAAUGGGGAUUUGAGAAGUUGCUGUUUAAGGAUUCAAGAAGGAAUAUUCGGCGUGACAGGAAAUAUGCGAUCCAAGCGAAGAACGCGUUUGCCACAGGAGUUCACAUGUCUGAAAACAUAGUAGGCAAAACGUUACACAAGACAGAGACAAAGAUCCGGUAUUACCAUUACCACAACACCAUAACUGUGCAUGAGGAGCUUUGCAGAGAAAUGUUACCCAAUUCAGCAAAGAAGAAAGUGACAUUGUAUAAUAAGCUUCCGUAUGUGUACGACGACAACAUGAAGAAGCUAGUGAAGACGAUUAAAGAGUUUGAGCAGAAAAAACUUGGGACGGAUGUGAAGAAUUUCUCAUGACCAUGACACCAACGACAUAACUUAAUCUCUCUAAUAAAAGCAUUUUGUCUAUAAAAGUAUAGUUUUGUUUCUCUGUUUACUUGUAUCCAUUUUUCCUUCUGUUUUGUCCUCUUUUUACUACUCCAUUUCAUUAAUGACUUUUUAAUCAAUAGAACUAUUUUUUGAA